GGCUGACAUCACUGAAAUUCUGUUCUGCUCCACAGCAGUGCAUUCGGUAAAGGUAGCGGACAUCAUUCAUUGGACAAGAGGAGUUCAGAGGAGGAUAGGUCCACAGAAAGCGGCUGUUAAGCCUCAGUUAUUGUUGAACUUCUCUGUGAGUCUAUUCUGAAACCAGGUAACAGCAAGAGAUGGCAUCAGGUGUUCGAGUUGAUGACUCUGUUAUCCAGCUAUUUCAAGAAAUGAAGCUCAUGAGGUCUGGGAAAAAAGCUGUGUUUUUUGGAUUCAGUAAAGAUGAGAAAUUCAUCGUUGUGGAGAAAGGAAAGGAAAUUCUUUCACGGGACUGCAACGGGGACUUCUUCUCACGUUUAAAAUCAAUGUUUCCGGAGACCAAGUGCAGCUACGCUUUACUGGACAUAGAUUACAUAACUGGGGAAUCAAAAAAGCAGGACCUCAUUUUUGUAUUAUGGGCCCCUGAAGAUGCACCCAUUAAAGAAAAGAUGCUCUUCGCUAGCUCAAAGCCAUACAUGAAGCAAGUCCUCUCAGGAGUCAACAAGCAAUGGGAAAUUCACAGUCAAGAUGAUCUGACCAUUGAUCAACUGGCCCAGAAACUCUGCACUGGCAAAAUUAAAUCAUUGGAAGGACAUCUCAUAUAGCUAAACCGUGCCACCAAAAAACAAACUUAAAUACAGAACAGUGAUGGCUCAUCUUAGAUGCUCGUAAACUACAUUUUCUGAGCUGAGGAUCAUGGGAAAUGUAGUUUACAAACACCUCGGGCAAUAAGUUUAGCCAUCAAUGAAAACAAAAAACACAGUCUGCCAAUGCAGUGUGUAUAGAAUGACAGUUUAAAUCAUUUCAUUUGACUGAAGUAUCUAGAGAUUUUUUUAUAUAUUUUCACAAAUUAAGAAUCGGUUUUAGGUUGCCUACAUUGGCAAUAUUUUUUAUUUAAAACAUACAUAUACCUUCUAGGAUAUGGAUACAUC
Molecule: messenger RNA, 971 nt
Organism: Pelobates fuscus (common spadefoot toad)
Lineage: Eukaryota; Metazoa; Chordata; Amphibia; Anura; Pelobatidae
Gene: DSTN
Product: destrin, actin depolymerizing factor
Exons: 4
Coding region: 180-644 (154 amino acids)
Biological process (GO): actin filament fragmentation; actin filament severing
Cellular component (GO): cytoplasm; actin cytoskeleton; actin cortical patch
Molecular function (GO): actin filament binding
Source: RefSeq, a predicted model, not a curated record